Alosa sapidissima (American shad) is the source of this 4619-nucleotide messenger RNA. RefSeq names its product protein MTSS 1-like. The record is from RefSeq and is a predicted model, not a curated record. Lineage: Eukaryota; Metazoa; Chordata; Actinopteri; Clupeiformes; Clupeidae. Gene Ontology annotation, biological process: adherens junction maintenance; plasma membrane organization; positive regulation of actin filament bundle assembly. The coding region runs from base 562 to 2934 and encodes 790 amino acids. Gene Ontology annotation, molecular function: phospholipid binding; actin binding. The transcript has 16 exons. Gene Ontology annotation, cellular component: cytoplasmic side of plasma membrane; actin cytoskeleton.
GGGAGAAGUCAUGGACGCGCAAUCACAACUGGGCUCACAACUCUGGAGCUGCGGCUGAUGUUCGUAGACGCGAGUACUACACUCACGGGGACCUCCGUUGGAAUUUGUGUUAUGGAUACUACUUGUCUCCAUAGGAGUCAUAGGCUUACGUUUUCAGACUGGGAAUACAAUCAACGUCAGUUUUUUUGUAUUUAAACGUUAUCAGAUUUUCGGGGGCUGUGCAUCCUACAGUCAUGGAAUGCGUACCAUUGUGGGGAAGAAGUGGGGUUUUAAAUCUCGCCGUCCACUCUUUGCAUCCCCCAAUGUUUGUUCGUUAGUUCUCAUUAGCUGGCUAAAGUCAGGGCUCUACGGUGACAGAAAAAUAAUUGUAGGCUACUCUCAUUAUUUCGAAUAGAAGCAUAAAAAACAUAUCAGUUUUGUCGAAGGACUUCUGAAGUGGGCAAUUUCUUUUGAUCUGAGCGACACCUAAUAAUACAAGCCUCUUUGCGUGCUAACCAACCAAGCGAAAAAGUCGUCGGCUAGCCAGUGAGAAAGGCAUACCUGACCAGGUUGUUUGUAAAAAUGGAGGCUGUUAUUGAAAAAGAAUGCAGUGCACUUGGAGGCCUUUUUCAAACUAUUAUCGGUGACAUGAAGAGCAGUUAUCCAGUCUGGGAGGAUUUCAUAAGCAAAGCUUCAAAGCUGCAAUCCCAGCUAAGAACCACAGUGGUGGCCACGGCAGCCUUCCUUGAUGCCUUCCAGAAGGUAGCUGACCUGGCGACCAGCUCUCGAGGGAGCACCAGGGACAUCGGCUCGGCCCUGACCAGGAUGUGUAUGAGGCACAGAAGCAUCGAGGCCAGACUGCGGCAGUUGUCAAUGGCUCUCAUAGACUGCCUCAUCAACCCACUGCAGGAUCACAUAGAGGACUGGAAGAAAGGGGCCAACACUCUUGACAAAGACCAUGCCAAAGAGUAUAAGAAGGCCAGACAAGAGAUCAAGAAGAAGUCUUCCGACACCCUGAAGCUGCAGAAGAAGGCAAAAAAAGUGCUGUUUCCAGCUGAUGCCAUGGGCCGCGGUGACGUCCAGCCCCAGCUGGACUGUGCCAUGCAGGACGUGAGUGAUAAGUACCUGCUGCUGGAGGAGACGGAGAAGCAGGCGGUGAGGAGGGCCCUGAUAGAGGAGCGCGCACGCUUCUGCUCCUUUGUGUCCAUGCUGAGGCCUGUGCUGGAUGAGGAGGUGUCCAUGCUGGGAGAGAUCACCCACCUGCAGACUAUUGCAGAUGAUCUGAAGUCCUUGACUAUUGACCCACAUAAGUUGCCCGCUGCGAGUGAGCAGGUCAUCCAUGACUUAAAAGGCUCCGACUACAACUGGACCUACCAGACCCCUCCGUCCUCACCUAGCAACGCUGUCUCCAGGAAGUCCAGCAUGUGCAGCGGCAGUCUGACCAGUGUGACCAGUAGCGAUUCGCGGUCCAGUGGCUCCUACUCGCACUCGCCCACCAGUACCCCGCACUAUCGGUACCGCAGCUGCACUCUGCCACCCCACUCCUCCAACCGCCUGGCCUCCAUCUCCUCCCACGACUCCGGCUUCAUCUCGCAGGACGCCGGACAGUCCAAGUCCCCCUCGCCCAUGCCCGCGGACACCGGCACACAGCACCGCAGCUCUGGAGUUUCUGACACGCCUGACGCCACCGAUGGCAGCUCUGGAAGCCCAGCAAAAAAGUUGACCAACGGCUUUGAGCACUACGGGCUGCCGGACUCCCUCUACCUGGCCGGGGUGGGUGGAGGUGGCAGUGGCGGCGGCAGCAGCCUCUACCCCUCCUUCCCUCCCCCCGCCUCCCCCUCAUCCUCCUCCUGCUCGUCCUCGUCCACCCUGCGCUCCUGGUCCCGGCCCCUGUCCGCCCUCAUCCCAGACUACCCCCACUACUGCACCCUGGGCCCCGGCAUCAUCCCCUCCUCCAAGGUCCCCAGCUGGAAGGACUGGGCCAAGCCUGGGCCCUAUGACCAGCCCAUGGUGAACACGCUGCGUAAGAAGAAGGAGAGUGGGAGUGUGAGUAUGAGCAUGGAGCCCCCUCCGGCCCCCGCUCAGCCAGCGCUCCCCAGCAGCCACUCCACUGACCAGCCCCCCAGAGUGUGCCGUAUGCUCGCCAUGCCCAAGCCUGCGGAGGACCCAGACCCCCAUGCAGAGCUGGCGCUGGCCCUCUCCUGUGGCCUGCAGCUGGACGCACACGCCCAGGGCUCCAGCCGAGACUCCCUGCAGUGCUCCAGCGGCUACAGCACCCAGACCAACACACCCUGCUGCUCCGAGGACACCAUCCCUUCACAGAUGUCCGACUAUGACUAUUUCUCCAUGGGUGGGGAGCCGGAGGUGGACCAGCAGGACUUUGACAAGUCUUCGACCAUCCCCCGCAACAGCGACAUCACCCAGUCCUACCGGCGCAUGUUCCAGACCAAGCGGCCAGCCUCCACGGCCGGCGUCCCCUCUGGUCCCGUUCCGGUCAUAGUCACGCCCGGCACGGCCACCAUCCGCCGCACGCCCUCCACCAAGCCGUCGGGCCGGCGCGCCACCAUCUCGGGAGGGGGGCCCAUCCCCAUCAAGACCCCCGUCAUCCCGCUGAGGACCCCCGCGGCACCGGACACUCUGCCCAGCCUCUGCUUCGGUCAGGGCGGCUGCGUGGCCAGCGAGGAGGAGGAGGAUGAGGACCCCCCCAGCCCGGAGUCGCCGGCCUCGGGGGAAGGAGAGCAACUGGGCCUCCUGCCGGUGUCCUCCUGGAGUGGACAGGCCUCCACCAACCCCCCUGUUCCCGUCGCUCAGACGGGGAAGGGCUCCGACGGGCUGCUGGACGGGAUGGACCCCGCAGACCCUCAGGGCGACACGAUGCUGCUGGCUAUUCAGCGCGGCGUCAAACUGAAAAAGACUCCAAUGACCAGUGACCGCUCUGCUCCACGCAUUGCCUGAGUGCGCAGCAGAAGGCCUCUCUGCUUACAACAGUACAACAGGAGGCACCAGAAACAAGACUCUAAUUUACUGAGACAGGGGUCCAGCUGAUAAGUCAGUAAGACUGUAUGUGUGUGUAGAUUACAUGUGUAACCAUCACAAUAUUAUAGCCCACCUUUUUUGGUUGUUUUUUUCUGUGGUCAACCAGUGGCUAUAGUAUGUAUGAUAGUGAUUUAUCCUAGAAGAGCACAAAAGACCUGGUUAGGAACAGGGACAGGAAGAACUUCUUGGGACCCUAAUGAUUUGAGCGUGGGCAAUGACGCCUUAUUGGAAUUGUGUAUAUCAGUCCAUCACUUUUCUCUUUCUGUCGUCUUAAGCAGCUGAGGCCAACACCUGAGGUGCUGUAUCAUGAGGCGUUUUCCAGUGGUGUCUUGAACAAGUCUGGUUGUGCAGGUGGCAGGUACCAUCCUCAUCCUAGAUGCUUAAAUGGAUCCUGAUCCUCUCUGCUGAUUCCUAGCUAGAAUUGCAGCAAUUCAAUGGUGCAGCAGUUCAAUCAGUUAGUUUUUACUCAGAGAUCAUUAAUGACCUCUUUCAAAGCAAUAUGCUGGCUCAUAAUUUUACAUGUUAUGGUAGAAAAUAUGUGUACAGUUUGUGUCACAAUGGUACAAAGAAGCAACAGAAAUGAAAAAAAAAAACUAUGGAUAUCUGUAUAAAGAUGAAAAAGAUUUCAGAUGGUGACACUAAAGAUUUUACUCACUGCUUCUGCUUAUCGGUUUUGAGCAAUUUUUUGUUCAAUAUUAGGAAUGCAUGACGCCUUACCUCUGUAAACUGCGCAUUACAUAUUAUAAUGUUGUUUAUCUCAAAAUAAGCUAUGGUUUACUACACAAACCUUUUGUGAUGUACAUGAACUGGUUUGUAAUGACCCCCCCCCCCCUUUGCAUCAGUUUUUGGUUCAGUUUUAGAGUAGAGUUGUGCUGGUAAGGGUGUGAUUUAGCCAAACGUGAAACGCUAAAAAGACUCAUUGUGUUUUUAAAUGACCUACUGUCUCUCAUACCUCCGUACCUUAUUUGUGAUUUAAUUUUGUACAUAGUGUAGAUAGUUUUUUUGUAAUUUUAUAGGUUGAUAAAUAAAAUGAUCUCUCCUCCCCUGGAAGAGAUUAUCCACAGUUUAAAUUCAUAGGUGGCAGAGUAUUAAAGCAUUCAAAUUUAGGUAAAAAGAAUUCAAAUGUGAUAUUAAAGCACACAUUAAUAAAAAUAAACUAUCCAAAAUGGUAUUAAGAACAUAUUAAUUACGUAGCUGACUUCUUUGAUGUAUUGGUUAGUAGAUUUCUGAAGUUGGCCAAGUUGAAUUUACGCAUCAAUGUUGGUAUUGUUCUGCAAUAACAAAGCUAUUAAAAUUUUCCUUAGCUCCCAAUGGAAAUGCUGUGUGCGAGCUAUAGAUAUAUAUAGAGAAUAUAGCAUACCCUUUAUCAAAUGCAUCAUAUUGAAGAAAAUAUGUAGUUUCAAAGUUUCCACAGACUGUUUAUGUAAGCCAACAUCAGUGAUUAUAAGAAUCUGCAUUUUUGACCUGUUCAUUUAGUGCUCUGACCUUUGUGUGAGUCUCCUGUUGCUUUUAAAAUGUUCCAUUCUACCAGAUUCAAUGGUUUAUUUAUUUUCACGUUUAAUCACAGCUUUGGCACCAAUUAAAAAAAAAAUUAUGUUUAAAGA